AGUAGUAAAGCGGCGGCCUCAUAAUACGGAGCUGCCGGCUGACCAGCUAGGCUAAAAUCACUUAAGACGCGUUCCUUGUAAUAUAACCACUGAUACACGCGCUUCUCUCCCCUCCCCUUUUUAAAUAUACAUAUAUAUUUAAAAUAACACUUAUCCCUACUACCAUUAUAUACGUCAACCAAUUCAAAAUAACCUCCCUUCAUCCCUUCUAAUUCAAAAAGACUAUAGUCGAAUAUAAAGACAACUUUAGAAUAACUUGAGACGCGAGUGUAACACGUAACGUAGAAGGUGGUACACUUGUGACAAGACAGUCAACACGAACGGUAGUACAUACCUCAAAUUAAAUAAUUUUAAUUAUUUAACAAUUUAAAAAUUUGUUGACAAUUGUUUAUUAUAUAUUAAUAUUGUUUUUUUUUUUUUUUGUUUUUAUUUAUUUACUUUUUUUUUUUGUUGAUUUUAAGACAAGUGUUACACAUGGUUUUGGUGUAAAGUGACUUUCAACAACAAUGGAUUAUUAUUAAUUAUUAAACAUUUAUAAAUAUAUUUAUUUAGAUUUUAAUUAUUUAUAAUUUAAUGUGAUAUUAACAAUGGUAUUGGUUUAUUUUAUUGUAAUGGUUUUAAUGGUUUUUAAAAGUGGCUGACUAAAACAAGUUUAUUCUACUUGAUGAAAACUUGACGUUUAAAAUUGGAUAAUAACGUUUUUUAAUGAUGAAUUAAUUUUUUUUUUUUAUUUUAUUUAAUUUGUUAAUGUGGAUUUGUGAUUUUAAUGAUAUUUAAGAUUGACGAAUGACGCCCUAACGGAGAGCCGGCUGGUGUGCAGUUGCCGAAACAAUAAAGGAAAAACAGCAUCUUUAUCAUCACCACGUCAAAAUUACCCAUAGAUAAAAACAACGACAAUCGAGCUGAGGGAGCGAGGGGCAACUAGCCCUUUGGCGAGUUCGAAGGAUGCAGCUCCCAGGCGGGAGCACGAAAAGUCCGCCAACGCGAGCUCCGUAUCCUGCCACCCAAAUUGGCAUAAUACAAAAAAUAAAACUAAUAUCGUGUUGCCAUCUUGAAAGUGGUAAUACAACCGGUAGUAAUUGUAUCGGUAGUGAAAGUAGUAACGGCAACGGUACGGGACCUGACAACGAUCCAACUCCCUUGAUUAAUCAUAAACGCAUCUCAAGAACUAAACAUCGACACACAAUAACCAGCAGCAAGCAUCGACAGCCACUGGUGUUAAGAUUAGGGUGGAAAAUUUUGUACAAACAGCAAUAGUAAAUGUACAGAGUCGUCGUCGAUGCACAAUAAUUGAAAAAAAAUAUAAAAGUGCAGACGAAGCCAAAAGUGAGGAGAUCAGGGAUUAAAAAAAAAAAAAAAAAGAAAAAAAGUCGUUUAGUGUUUGAAAGACGGUGGUUUCGGCGGCGGCGGCCAAAGAAGAAGUAAAAAAAAAAAAAAGAAACGAUCGAAAUAAGUGAAUAGAAAGAGAAUAAGAAACAAGGGUUAAAAAAAAAAAAAGGUAAGCUUACAUCUAGUGUUGACCUCGUCAUCAUCGUCGUUAACGGUAGUGAACAAACCAAGACACGAAAAGUAAACAACAAAACUUGAAAACAUAAAUAAGAAUUUAUACUGAAGAAACUAAAUUGCUACAGAUAUAUACAGAAUAAAAAAAAAAGGACAAAAAACUCUGGCCAUAACAAAAUUACGUAUAGAAAAAAGAGGAAGUUAUACGUUGUGAGAAAAAAAGAGAAGAGAAGAGAAGAGAGAGAGAGAGAUAAAUAAUAGAGCAACUGCUUGGUCUGCUGCUCGAAGAAGGAGCAUUUGAGAUACGAUCGAGGUGGAAGGGAUAGUGACAGGGUGUAGUAUUCGCGCACGGAGCCACAAGGCAAGCUAUUCGUGCGCAAAGGGGAGGGGUGAGAAAGAGCCCUGGCGGGGAGGGGUCGAGGAGGCCUUCGGGGGGCCGACCAACCAGACGGCCGAUGAUGUCAUCGGAGGAGGAGACCGACUGUUUCGCCCUCUACGGAGCAACUGCGGAUAGUAAGCAACAGCAACUCUUAAAGAAACAGAAGCGCACCAGACAGCGCGUGGACGCCGGAGAGCCACGUAAUAGCUACUCGAGUAUACCGAACUUUAGUUCCCGGCCGACUUUUCUAGGAAGUGGUAUUUACGGUGCGAUAUUUAGUGGUUCAGGUCCACCUUCUAGUCAUCAAACAGCAUCACAACAACAAAGUCCACAACAAGGACAACAACAAUUACAAUCACAUUCACAACAGCAGUCUCAACAGGCUGGUGUAGCAAGCACAGUGGCGGCCACUACGCAAGGUCACCUCGGUGCAACAACGGGGCCAACAACACAACAUUCCGCUCACGCGGCAUUUGGCUUCUUCGGGGCACAGGGCUUUGGCCCCGCCAAGAUGCUUAACGAGCUUCUCGGAAGACAGGUCAAACAGGCCAGCGACGCUGGUGGAUCACCUCCUGAAGGUAGUCACGGUAUGACAGGAGCUGGAAUGGAUCAAGCAACAAAUUUGCAGACUGGCGGGGUCGUUAAUUGUGACGAUCCAGCCACUGCUGCUGAACUCACACAACACAUGUUGCGUGAUAUACUUCAAGGGAGAAAAUUAUCUGCCCUUGCUGUACAAGAUCAACCAAACAACAACAAUAAUUUACACAAUAAUAAUAAUAAUAAUAUUAACAAUAAUAAUAACAACAAUAAUAAUAACAAUAAUAUCAAUAAUAAUACAACGGAAAUUCUCAAAUCACAACAACAACAACAUCAACAACACAGUCCUCAACAACAACAACAACAACAACAGUUACACCAACAAAAUAGUGAUAGUGCGCGAUCAAUUAGUGGAACAGUGCACAGUGGUGGGGAAGAAAGUGUAGAUGGAAAUAACGUUAUCGUGAAUCAUAGUGAUAGAGUUAUGUCAGUUGAUGCUGAAGACAGUAGUGAAGAUGUUGCAUCAACAGCUCGUGCUAUGGAAGAAGCAUUUGCUGAAGCUGGCAUGGAGCCUGGUGCAAAUCUUGAUGGUUCUGAUUGUGAUCAAAGUUUACCACCUAGCCCGACGGUAACACGUCCAAGUUCAGUAUCUGUUAAAGAAGAACCCCUUGAUUCAAUUAGUUUAAGAAGAAGUCGUUCAGCAAGUCAUUCACCCUGUCCUAUGUUACCAAAAACAGAGACAAAUUCACCAACAACUGAAAUAAAACGUGCACGUGUUGAAAAUAUUGUUAGUACAAUGAGAAGUAGUCCAGCAUUACAGCCUGUUAAUGGUUGUAAAAAAAGAAAACUUUAUCAUCCACAACAACAAACAGUUCAACAUGUACUUCAUCAUAGUGUUAAUGAUCCAAUGUUAGAUGUUGAUGAUGAAGAAAGUGAAGAAGAAGAAGAUCCAACAACGAUAAAACAAAAAAGAGAAGAAAAAGAUAAUUUACAAAGUCAAUUGAAACAAUUGCAUCAACAAUUAGCACAAAUGCAACAAAAAUAUCAUGAAUUAUCAAGUCGUAUGGAUCCAGAAACUAAUGAAAGUGGUGAAUCACCAGCAAGUCCACAAAAUACACCACAACAACAACCACCACCAAGACCACCAAGACCUCAUCCACCAGCAUAUAAUGGUAUUGCAUCAUUACCACCAGAUCAUCCGCAUGCAACAGCAGCAGCAAUGUAUCAUAUGGGACAAAAACUUUACCUUGAACAGCAACAUGCUGCCCUUGAACGAAUGAAACAACACCAGGAGGCAGCAGUGAGGCAACAACAAGCUCAAGUACAACAUCAACAUCGUGAAAGAGAACAACAACAACAACAACAACAAAGAGAGCAUCAACAGAGACAACAAACAUCACCUCAACCAAGUAAUCAGGCAAGAGAUCAAAGUAAUACAGGAUCAUCAACGCCUCAAACACCACAAAUGCAAUCAUCUAGUACGCCUCAUCAACAUAAAGAUUUUCAUGAAAGACUUAAUGUUUUUCGUGGUAGUGGAAAUACAGGAAAUUCAUCAGGACCACAUAUAACUGGUACUGAUCUUGAAGGACUUGCUGAAACAUUAAAAAAUGAAAUUACCUCAACACUUGGAAAUUUAGUUGAUACAAUUGUUGCAAGGUUUAUGCAACAAAAAAGGUUUUUAAAUAAACCAUAUGAGGCAACACAAGCCGCCGCCGAACAGCUCAAUAAAGAUUUAUUACUUGCAAGUCAAUUACUUGAAAGAAAAUCACCAAGAACAAAAGUUGUAGAUAGAGGAGUACCACAACAACCCGGUGGCCCAAACGGGCAACGGGGGCCCCUCAAUGGUGGCCCCCCAUCUCAACAAUCCACGGGGUUUUCCCAAAUCGGAGCUAUGAGUGGUACCCAUGGUCCACUAUCUGGUCCAACAGAAAAUAAUUUAAACCAGAUUAAUCAAUUACCUCCACAUGCAAGACCAAGUGUAGGCCUUUUUCAAGCGCCAAAAGCACCAAUGUACAGCAUGGCAUCAAUGCAAGCUCAACAACAGCAACAGCAGCAGCAACAACAACAACAGCAACAACAACAACAGCAACAACAGCAGCAACAACAACAAGAACAAAGGCAACGUGAACAGGCACAAAGAGAUCAAUAUUGUAAUUUAAGAAAUGAGGAAAGAGACGCAAGAGAGCUUGAACAAAAUGAAGCUCUUUCCCUCGUAAUGACACCAAAAAAGAAACGUCAUAAGGUCACUGAUACGAGAAUAACCCCACGUACAGUAUCAAGGAUAUUAGCUCAAGAGGGAGGUGUAUCACAAGGUGGUAGUGAAAGUCCACCACCUCCACCACCACAAAGACCGUAUCAUGCGCCACCUCCAAUGUUGCCUGUAUCAUUACCAACAAGUGUUGCAAUACCAAAUCCAAGUCUCCAUGAGAGUCAAGUAUUUUCACCUUAUUCACCAUUUUUUAAUCCGCACGGUGGUCAUCCAGGCCAAGUGCCACCACCUGGACCACAUCAUUUGCCUGCAAGUCCACCAGGCAGUGGAGUAGAUCUCCGUGAUUCACCACCACUACCUCAUCCACCAGCAAUGCUACAUCCUGCUCUUCUUGCUGCUGCUCAACAUGGUGCAAGUCCAGAUUAUGGACACCUCAGGAUAGACAGCAAUGACAGAGCGAGCGAUUGUAAUUCUGGUGAUAUUAUCUACGAUGGAAUUCAACCUACAUCGUCAACAUUGACACCAAUGCAUUUGAGGAAAGCCAAGCUGAUGUUUUUCUGGGUGAGGUAUCCGUCCUCAGCUGUCCUCAAGAUGUACUUUCCAGAUAUUAAAUUCAACAAAAACAACACAGCACAACUCGUCAAAUGGUUCUCCAACUUCAGGGAAUUUUAUUAUAUUCAAAUGGAGAAAUAUGCAAGACAAGCAGUAUCAGAAGGUGUUAAAAAUGCUGAAGAUCUCAGGGUUGGUGGUGAUUCAGAAAUAUACCGAGUAUUAAAUCUUCAUUACAAUCGAAACAACCAUAUUGAGGUAUGGGGUCCCCAGGUACCAGGUAACUUCAGGUACGUGGUGGAACAAACAUUAAAAGAAUUUUUCAAAGCAAUACAAGGUGGUAAAGACACUGAACAAUCAUGGAAAAAAGCAAUUUACAAAGUAAUAUCAAGGCUUGAUGAUCCAGUACCCGAAUAUUUUAAAUCACCAAAUUUUUUGGAACAACUUGAGUGAAGUAAAACAACACUACGUUGCUCCACAUGGUAGUAACAGUGAAAUUAAUAUUAAAAAAAAAAAACAAACAAUAAAUAAUAAUAAAAAAUUAUUGGAACUUUAUUUGAGUGAUAAUAAAUAAAUAUGUCAAUUUUCGGAGUUGAAGAGAAUAUAUUUAAAAAUUAAAAAACAAGAAAUUUUAAGUGAAAAAGAAAAUUUGCCAACAAUGGAAGUGGCCGUUCGUCGAGGACACCUUUAACCAGGUAUCGCAUAGUAACAUAUCGUGAAAAAAAAAAGUAACUAGCGAAUGGAUAAUUCGACAAAUAGCUUCGAGUAUGUUUUUCGAUAAAAAAUUAAUAAAUUAUUAUUACUAAUGAUGAUAAUAAUUGACGAAAAAAAAAUCAAGAUGCACCGAAGAAUAAUUAAGAAGAUGGCAACUUGUCUUUAAAUAUCAUUUAUGAAAAUUUAAGUAAAUCAAGUAUUGAAGAAAAUCGACAGAUUGAUUCAUCGAAAGUGAGCGUAUCGAUAUAUCAAUUAAUAUAAUUUAUCAGGGGAAUGAAAAAAAAAAAAUAUAAAUAUAUAUAUAUUAUUUAAAAAAUGGAAAAUAUAAUUUUAUUUUCCUUCGCGCGUUUACAAUUCUCAGUGAAAAUUUAUGAAAAAUAAUAAAUGAGAAUUGUAUUAUAAUUUAAUUUAAAAAGAGAAAUAUUGAAUGAUUGUGGAGAAUGACUGAGCAAAUAAAACAACGUUAAUACUGAUUUAGAAAAAAUACAAAAUUUUAAAAAUUAAAAAUUCGACAGAGUAUAGUGAGAAUAAACUCGGUUUGUUUAUUUUUCAAUAUAACUUUUAAUUGAAUUUAGUUUAUCGUUAGUUUUGUUUGCAAUUUGUGUAUAAUUAUUUUAAAAUAUAAUUUUUUUUUUUUCUUAUUUUUUCUUGUAAAAGAAAAUCAAAGAAAAACCAGAGUCAAUUUUGGUCCAAAGAUAUUUUUUAGAUACCAUUUAAUCCACGAUCGCAAUAUGUCGAUUUUAAUUUACUUUUUUCUUUUUUUAUAUCGAAGAAUUUUUUGUUGAUCAUAUUUUUUAAAAAAUAAAAUAUAUUUAUUUAUUAUGAAUGACUAAAAAUUCAUCGAUAUAUUUUAUUUAAAACGACUCAAAACUGACCGAUAUUAGCUUAGUUUUGCGUCGUUUAGACACAAGUAUUUUUUAUCUUUUAAAUCUUGUGUUUAUAUUUGAAAAUAUAUAUAUUUUUUUUCUUAAUUUUUGAAAUAUAUCUGAUUAAAUGGCUGUGCAAACGUGAGACUGUGCGAUUCGGCCAAUCGACAAUCGCGUCUCGAUGGAUUAUCUGGUAUACUAGAAAUAAAUAAUUUUUUUUUUUUUAUUUUUUAAUAUGUAAAUAGAUAAUUUAUAGUUGUAGAAAAAAAAUUAAUUAAAGAGGGGUUAAUUAACAGACAUACAAAUGAGCAUGUAUAAUCGUCAGUGACGUGAAAUUUUAAUUUUUUAAUAAUUUCAUGCCGAGUUUAAAAAUAUGUAUGUAAGUAAUGAUAGACAAAAAAAAAAUAAUAAUAAUUAGAAUGCACUGAUAAUAGUAAAAUUCGAAAAUAAAAUAUUCCAUUUCAAAAAUUUUCAAGUUUAAACGUAAAAAGUAUUAGAAAAAAAUAAUAGAAAUUGCGCGAAGGGAAAAUCAUUAGAUGUGUUCCAAAUAAUAAUUUCACAAAAAAAAAAAACAAUUAGGCAAAAAAUAAUAACAAGAAAGCAAACAAAAUAAAUAAAUAAUUAAAAUAAUGAUAAACAAAUAGGCGCGGGUACGUAUUAAUUAGAUUUUAUGAUAAAAAAAAAAGAAUUUUUAAACAUAUGAAUUUUAAAUAAAUAUAUUAGGAAUUUUAGUGAAUCAUAAAAAAUAUCCAAUCAAUGUGUGGUUAAGACAUUAAUAUAAUUAUCACAAAAAACAAAGAAAAUUAUUUUAAAACAUUCGACACAUGACAACACAAAAAAAAACACAAACACAAAAUUAACGCGUUUUCGAAAAAACACAAAAAUUUAAUCCAAAAAAAAAAAAAGAGUCAAGCUCUUUAAAUUCCCGCGUUGUCAAUUGAUUAAUUUUUUUUUUUUUAUAAUUCAAGCUUCACACCUUGUAGAUAAAAAAAAACAAAUAAUUUAAUUAGCAAAAAAAAAAAAGAAAAAUUAAUCGUAACAUUAAUCAAAACGUAUUAAAAAAAAAAAAUGAAAAUUUAUAUAAUUUUUCAUUCGCAUUAUUAUCUUGUACUAUUAUAAUUAUUUUUAUUUAUAUUAAUGUAUUAUUAUUAUUAUUACUGUUUAUUACCAUUGAUCCUACAACGACAAAAAAAUGAAACAAUUUUUUAAUUUUUAUUAUUGUAUUAGUUGUAUUCCUGUAAACAAAAAAAAAAAAAAAAAAUUAUUUUUUUCAAACUUCACACACAAAAUAUUGUUAUUAAAAUAUAUUUUUUUUUUUUUCAAUUUUAUUAUAAUUUACAGACAGCAUCGAUAUGUCGACUAUGCUUUUCAGCUAGUCCAUCGAAUAAUUAAUUUUUUUUCUUUGUCAAUCAAUCAAUCAGCUAAUUAAAUAAUUAAAAAUUUUAUUUUCUUUCUAAUUACUCAUUUAUAUUAAUUUUAAUUUUUAUAAAUUAUUAAUCUGUAAUUAUGUAAUUGAUAAAUAUUUAAGAAUUAUUAUUAUUAUUAUUAUAUUAACACACACAAACACACAAUUUUUUUUUUGCAAGCGGUGAGUCUUAACCUAGUCACAAGUCACUAUUUUUAAUUUAUUAACUAACUAUUAUUAUUAUUAAUUAUUAUUAUGAUUAUUAUUAUUAUUAUGACUAUUAUUAUUUUAUUUAUUAUUCACGCUAAUAAAUGAAGAGACAGUGAAUUCUAAUUGCAAUAUUUUGACUUACAAUGAACCUUUAAUCACACUUGACUUGACCAAAUUUCCUUAGUCCUUUAUUUUAUUUUUUAAUUAUUAUUUUUAUGUGUUUUAUUUAAUUUAUUGUGAUUGUUUAAGAAUGUUAUUUUAUUUUUAUUUUUUGUGAUAUUUAAAUCCCGCGCCAAUUGCAUUUUUAAAUGCAAGUGAAUAUUUAAAAUUGAAAAAGAAAAUCUUAAUUCGCUCUCGACAAUUGUGACUAUUUGGAUACUUGUUCUUUUUUUUUUUGGGAUUUUAUUUUCUUGCUUUCUUUUUUGAUUCAUAUUGAAGAGCAAGAAUGAGGAAAGAAAAUGAGACUUUUUUGACAUGCGGAGGAUUAUAAGACUUAAUGAAAAAAUUAAUCUUUCGGUCUUGUUAUAAAUAUAUGAAAAAAAUAUAUAUAUAUUAUUGAAAAAAUUUUUCAUUCGACUCAACGAAAUUUUGUGAUAUUAUAUUUGUGAAUUUUUUGGAAAAUUUUAUUUAUUUUGGCAUAGAUAUAUUUAAAAGAAAAAUAAUAAAAAUUUAUCGAAAUUGGUCAAUGUUGUACAAAAAAAAAAAAAAAACGUUAGAAAAAAAAUUAAAAAACAAAAAAAAAAAAAAGUUUAAGACUAAUUUCAAAUAUUCUCCGCAUAAUUUGUCAAUAAAAAAGUCCUCAAUCUAUAUCACCUCUAAAAAUAUGUAUAUAAUUUUUAAUUGAACCAAAAAAAAAAAGAAGAAAAUAAACAAAAAAAAAUAAACAAUUUAAAUGAAAGUAAAUUUUUCUUCUAUGAAAAAUAAAAGAAAAAAAAUAUUUAAAUUAUAUUCGAGAGCAAUUAUGAGUUGUGAUUUUCUUUGUUAUUGAAAUUGAUAAAAAAAUUUUUUAAAUUAAUUGGAGAUACUUUAAGAUGACAUCAUCAAUGCCCUGAUGAAUUAAUAAAUUAAGCUAUAUAUUCUUCUCACCUUCGAUAAUUAAUUGUAAGAAACCAAAAAAAAAAAAAAUAUACAUAUAUAAAUUAAAAAUUGUAUAUGUAUAUUGAAAGAUGAAAAAAUAAAAAUCAUAGUCGGUUUUCAUGUUAAGGAUGUUAUCAAGUUGAGCAACCAGCAACAAAAAAAUCUACUUUGUUUUUUAACAGACAGAUCAAUUUGACUGAGCAAUUACUUUAUUUGCUCGAACCCUCGACCGCGAUUAUUUUCCGGCAUUAAAUUGCCCAUCAAAAUUGACGAUUAACUUGCGAUUAAAACUGAGGCACUUGACUUUAAAAUACAUUAUUUUUUUAUUUAUUUUUUUUCGAUUUAAAAGCCAAAGACAAUCGAAAAAAGUCAUUCGUCAAUGCGAGCCAACAAAGAAAUAAUAAUUCAGCGGAUAAUGACAUUUUUAUUUGAAAAAUAAAAUACAAAAGAUUUUAAAUAAUCAACUCAAUUUUAAUAUAAACAAUCAAUUAACAAUCACAGUGUAUCAAACAACUAAUGAAUGGUUAAUUAAAAGAAACAAAAAAAAUAGUUGAAAUAUUUAUCUCGAACUUGACACGGUGCGCUACUAGACACAAUGAGAAUUGAAUAAAAUAAAAACAUUUUGAGUAAUUAAUAACGAGAACAGAAAUGUUAAACGUGUGUGCAAAUAAUAAAAAAAAAUUUAAAUGAUAAUAAUUAACGCGACAGGAACCAAAUCGUUUACACGCUGGAUCAAAAUCAUUGCGAGUUACGAUAAACUAGGUGUAGUAAUCAUUAAAUUAUAAAAAAAAAAACUUUAUAUUAAAAAAAAAAAUAGGUUUUGAAAUAUAAAAUAAAAGAACAUUUUUAAAAACGUGCAAUAAAUAAGUCACGUUUAUAGAAAAUUUGUCUUUGAAAAUUAUUUAAUAAUAGGAAAAAAUUUACUCGAUAAUUUUGUCCACGCGUGUGUAAUUAUUUUCAAUGAGAAAAUGAAAGAAUAUUUCAGUCGCCCUUACUCGCCUAUGUGCACAAAAAAAAAUUAUUUCAAUGCUCAAUAAUGAGAUGACAAAUACGGAAGAUGAGGAUAACAAUACAAUUUAAAAAACAAAAAAAAAAACUCAAAGAAAAAUUUAAUAAAUAGUAUCUAAUGUUAGACAAAAAAAAAAAUUAAAAAAAGUAAAUUUAAUAAAAUCACAAAAGAGAUGAGAGUUAAUAAAAAAAAAAAUCUACAAACUUAUAAACUUAUUAUUAUUAAUCGAGUUUUUAUCGAGUCGUGAUAAACAAUUUAAAAAAGCAAAAUUGGAGUAAAUUCGUUAAAAAAUAAUAAGAUUUUUUCAAUAAAAAAAAAAAAGUUUAGGAUUUAUUAAAAAAGAAUAAUUAAAUUAAUUAAAAAAAAAAUAAAUUUUAAACAUAUUUUGAGUGAAUAUUAUGAUCAAGAAAUUUUAAAUUUGUGGUUGUUUAUUUUUUUGUAUUAUUUUUCGUAUUAAUUAUUAUUAUUAAUUGUAAUUUUUAGUGGUGAAAUUGAAUGUGAAUUUAGCGACAUUAAAUUGAGCCACGUGAAAAAAUGAAAUUUAAAUUUUUUUCAUUUUUAAAUGCACGACUGCUAAUGAGUAACGAGAAUUUUUUAAAAGAGCACAAAAAAGAAAAUUAAAAACAUCAAUAUUUAUUUAUUUAAAAAAUAAUGAAAUUGAUUAAAAAGCUCUGUGUGAUAAUCUCGUAAUGAAAAGAAAAAUAUAUAUGUAAUAUUUACAACAGGAUUGAGGAAAACACUGAAAAAUUAUCAUCAAAAUUUGGAGAAUUUUUAGGAUUUUUUUAUUGUCAAAAUUGUCAAUUUAAUAUAUUUUUUUUUGACUGAUUAUCUGAAGGCAAUGGCUGUCGACAACUCCGGUCAUUGAACUAACAAUUAUUUUUAUUUUCUACCACAAUAUAGACAGUGUCAAUUCAAUGCUAUGAAUAAAAAAAAAAUCCACAGAUUAUUAUUUGAUAAAUUUUCCAUCUUCGAAUACAAUAACAGAUUUUAGUUUUAUACCGUUGAUAAUUGCAGUCGAUACUCCUGCAUUUACAAAUAAAAUAUUUAAAUAUACAAUUGCUCAAAUGAAAAAUUUUUUAUUUUUUUAAUAUAAAUAUAUAAUGGCUUUAUCCGUAAAAUGUACAAAGAGGCCUGUCGAUACUCCAGCUCUUUGUACAAUAAUAUUAUAUAAGUCAAGUUACAAUUUAAAUACAAUAGAUUCAUUAUCGAUGAUGGAAAAUUUAACGAUAAAUAAUAAUCAUAAAAUACAUAAUAUCUAUUACUCAAUCAAUUUGGUAACUAAACAGUAAUAAUUGACUAAAAAUAUCUCCAAGUAAUUGAAAUAAUUUUUCUGUUGUCCUAGGAAAACUUGAAAUUGAAUGCCAAUUUUUAAAUUGAUAUGAGCUUGGAGUAAUGAAAAUAUAUAAGCCAAAUAAAUGUCAAGAUUGACAAGUGCUUAAUGAAAUAUAAAAACAAAUUUGAAGAAGAAAAAGUACAGUGAAAAAUUUUACAGAUAUAAAAUGCUAAUUUCCUUGCAAACCGGGAAAGCUCAGCAUAACAAUAGACAUAUAAAAGCUCGUUACACAAACGAGCACAUGCACAAUAAUUUCAGAAACAAAAAUGUAUAUAAAAAAUUAACAAUAUAUACCAAAUUUUUGUAUCGACUUAUCUGUACUUAAAAGCUCUUCAUAAAAAGUUUACAGUUAAUUUAAAAUGUGUUUAAAAAUAAACAUCAAGUUUUGACAUCCAGCUCAGUAUAUCAAAAGGAAAAUCAAUAGUCAAUAUUUGCAAAUUAAAGGACAUUUCAAAUUGAAAAAAAAAAAUAACUAAGUGGCUUUUAAUAUCCACAAAGUAACCUCAAUCCAUGCUAAGAAUAAAUUCCCAGCAAUUAAAACGAACGAUAAAAAAAAAAGAAAGAAAAACUGGAAAUAUAAAAAAAAUUCAUUCAGCAGUCGUGUAAACAAUCACGUAAAUUUUUUAGAUUAAUAAAAGUUAUAAGGUUAUUACGAAUAUAAAAAAAAAAAAGAGUGAGAGUGAGCUAAUAAUAUUGUGAAAUAAAAAAAAAAAAUUUUUUCUAGUAAUAUGUGAUUGGUAAAGUGCAGCUGUAUGCAUUUUAAAGAGAAAAAAAAUCCAAAGAAGAGGAUUAAAUGAAGAUAUAUAAGAAAAAAAAAACACAGUGAUUACGUUGAUUUGUGUGAGGAUGUGCAGUCUUAAGUCCUCAAUAAAAUAAAAAAGUAAAUAAUGAAUAAUUAUUAAAAGAAAUAAAAAAAUUAUUUAAACAAAAUACUAAUAAUAAUAAUUUAAUAAUGAGAAAACAAGACGACAAUCAUCAGUCAUGAUCUUAUUAUAAAAUUAAUUUUUUGUCGUGUUAAACAACAAAGAAAAAAAUAAAUAAUAUUAUUCUGUUGUUAAUAAAUUACAAUAAUAAUAAUAAAUAAUAAAAAAUAAUAAUAAUAACGGAGUGGACAAGAAACCGUACGACAGUCUUGUGAAGAUUGUGGGAAUUGUUUUUCUGCGUUUCGUUGAUAAAACGAAACACCAAUUGUAACGGCGAAUAAAAAUUUUUUUAAAUGUCCCAAUUGUUGUCCAGUUAAUUUCUCAUAAUUACUAACUAAUAGCAAUACAAAUUUCCAUCUAUAAAUAUAUACUAUAUGAAAAGUUGAGCACAAUAAAAAGCCAUACAGCAAAAAAUUUUAGGCUAUUACAAAUAUUUAUAUUAUUCAACAGAUAUAAUAAAGUAAUUAUCAAACAGGUAAUUACUAAUCCGUCCUCAAUAUACUCGCAAAACACAGCGAUAACAUAUUUUUAUUUUAUACAUUUAAUUUGCAAUAGAUAAAUUAUCAUUUAAAAUUACAAAAAUUAACAAUAGACAAAUAUUCGGGGCUUUUAUUGUUAAUGUAAAUAUAGUAUAUAUUUAUGGUUGAAAAAAAAAAUGUAUUGAUGAAAUAUUGAUUGAGAAAUACUGACAACAAUAGGGACAAAUACACCUGUCUAUUUUGAUAACUGCAUUACAAUAUUUGAACUAUACAGACCGAUAUUUUAGUUACUAUUAAAAUUAUCAUUUAAAUGAAAAAAAAAAAAAACAAUUUUCCGGCGUUUUUCAUGUUUUUUCGCUUGAUAAUAAUAUCAUUAUUAUUUGAUAAUAUUUUGAGGAUAAAUUAAUUUAAAUAUAAAAGGUAAACGAGAGAAAACAAAGAGUUUAAUGAAGAGAAAAGAAAAAAAUAAAUAUGAGGCAAAAUAAUUUAGAAAAAAAUGAUUUUUAAUAAUAUCAGGGGAAAGACUAAAAUUCUGUUUUUGGCAUACACCAAAAAGUUUUAAUACUAUUAAAACAGACUCACACACACUGGAGGUUAAUUAUAAAACCAAUAUUAUGUUGAAUGACUAAUGAGGUUAUUAGAUCCACCGCAAGUCAACAAUACAAUAUACAAAUACACUUUGCAAUAAUGCAUAUUUAACACCAAUAACACGUGUUCACAAGGACCCACACCUACAUACAUUAAAGUAGUUUAAUUAAUUAAUUUUUAAAUAUUUAUAAUUGAUGUUUUUAAAUAUAUUUAUAAAUAGUUUUAAAUAUUUUUUUUUCUUUGAAUUAUUUUACUUUGAAAUUUUGGUUUAAUAUUAAUUUACUUUGAAUCAAUUUUUAUUUUAUUUUUAUUUUAUUAAUAAUUUAAUUUUUAAGAUCAAUUAUUAUUAUUAUUAUUAAUUACAAUAUAUAAAUUUUUUUUUUGUGUAAAUAAGAAAUAUAUAAUUGAUCUUUUUGGUUUUUAAAAAUUUUUUUUUUGGUUAAUUUUGUCGAGGAAAUUUUUUUUUUAAUUAUUUGAUAAUUCAACUACUUUUAACACAUACUGUGACAUACACCACUACACAUAACAUAUUUAACCCACAACACAAACACACGCAGUUUCGGCCCAAGUCCAAAAGACACAUCAAGGAAAAAAAAGUACAAGUUUUCACGUUUGCGCCUUACAUUAAAAUUAAAAACUAAAAAAAUAAAAAAAAAAAAACUAAAAAAAAAAAAAAAUAAUAAUAAUAAAGAUAAAUAAAUAAAGAUAAAUAAAAAAAAAAGUUGAUCAAAAACGUAUUCUUACCAAAAUCGGCCUUAGUAUAUACUUUUCCAAAAAAAAAAAAAAAAAAAAAUUAGGGGAAAACAGUCAAACGCGAGUAGCAAUUAACACACUAAGUCCAAAUAAAAAAAAAAAUACGCGUUUAAUAUAUGCUCAAUUAUUUGUUAUAAAUUCCACGUUUUUUUUUUCUUUUUUUUAUUGAUAGCUCAACGAGCAAUAUCAAUCAAUUACAUGCACAAUAAUUUUAUUUCAUUUCGAAGAAAAAAAAAUUAAUAAAUAAAAAAAAAAAACGUGGAAUAUAUUUAACGCGUUAUUUAUUAUUUUUCUUGUAAACACCAGCGAUACUCGCCGCGUCUUGCUUACACCCCUUCGACUGAAAUCAAGACCCUCCCAAUCCCAAAAAAAAAAAAAAAAAAUUAAAAACAAAAUUACCCCGUUGAUUCCCUUGUAUCCAGCUUCUAUUUUCAUUUUUUUUUCAACCCCACAACCCGCUCCACAUUUCGUAAAUCUCAAUAAUAAAAAUGAAGAAGAAAAAAAAAAUUAUUGGAGCUUUUCUUCGCGUAGAGAGAAAAACAUUUCCUGCAUGUUUGACGACGAGCGGACGGGUCACCCACGCGAUUGGGAAAACUCGUCGCGUUAACUCUUUCGUAUAGGAAUAUAUAUUUAAAAAAAAAAAGUCUCGGUGAUGUCGAUAAAUCCGCGAAAAUCGUGAAAAAUCGUUUUUUAAAAUAAAAAUUAUUACGUUUCGGUUAAAAGAAAAAAAAUAUAUAUAUAAACUUGUCUCGGGGAAAAUGAAUAUAAUAAUAAUAAUUUUUAAAAAAGGGUGACCCUAAAAAUUUAAAGGCGUCUGUACGCUUGGGCCAGCUCGUCCAGCUCGCGUUAUAAUUCAUCGGUAAUAUCGAGCAUUUUAAAUUAUUAUUUUUGAUUUUUUUUUUCAAUAUUAAUUUUGAAAUAAUAUGCACGAUGUAUUGUUACGGCAAUUUUCAAUUAAAUAUCAAAUAGUGUCCGUGAAUUCGUUGCAACGCGAGUUGAAUAUAACAUAAAUUCGCGUUAAAUUAUUUUCAAAAGUAACCUUACUAAUUUUCAUCUUAAAAUGAUAUCCGUUUGUGCACACAUUUAUUAAUAAUAUUAUAACCCGAUAGUCAAACAUAAAUAAUUACGGAAAUACAACUACAAUCCACAAUCAUCUAAUCCAACAGUAUUACUUCAUUUAUAAACACAAACAUUUUUCGUUGCUUGAUUUUCCUUUUUUUAUCAAUUUUUUUUUGGUAGUUAUAUCGCAACUGCAGUACAGAAAAUAAAAAAAGCCGGUCACAUAAUAUAAUAUUUAAAAAAAUAAAUAAUAAUAAAUAAAACAACAGAAAAAUCAAUAAAAUCACAAAAAGUGUGCUCUCACAAAUAAACAACAAUUAAAAGAUGAAAAUAAUUAAGAAGCACUGAAAUUAAAAAUAAUAAUUAAAUCGCAAUGUAAUGGAUAUUUACUAUGCACUAUUGAAUAUUGCAAAUAUAAAAAAAAAAAUAUUGCAAUCUGCCAUUUAAAUUUAAACAGAGAAAAAAAAAUUACAACUGGUUAUUAUUUUAAAUAUUUGGAGUAAUUUGUAAAUUAGAAGUGAAUCAGCUACAGCAACUAAACAACCAUGAAUAUUUUUAUUCAUGUUUUUUUUUUGUUCAUCAUGUUAUUCAGUAAAGAAUGUUGAACCCGUCGAACUACUCCGGGUGACAAUAUUGACAAUUGACACAAUGCAAUUGGCAGAUUGCAUUUUUAAGAGAAAAAAAAGCAAUGAUCAUAUGCCCGCAAGAGUACAAUAACCAGCACAGGAUUAAAUUUGAAAAAAAAAUAAAAAAAUGAUAUUUAAUGAAUCAUUAUGAAUUAAAAAGAAUUAAAAUGAUUAAUAAGAAAAAAAAAAAACGAGCCAAUGUGGUGAGACGGCUGCUGACCCAAGUGGACAGUGCUGACUUAAUAUUAAAUAAACCGAUGAUUAAUAUGCCACAAAUACAACCAAUAGCAAAUCAACAGAAUAAUUAAAUACAUAAAAUGAAAUAAAACAAAUGAUAAUUAAUAAAUAAUAAAUUUAAAAAGUCAUACAGCAGAAAUAUUAAUAUUAUUUCAAAUCAAUGUCAAAAUAAUCAUAUUCAAAUAAAUGGUAUUAACAUAAUUAACAAUAAUAAAUCUGCAUAACAAUAAUUUAAAUCAUAGUUGCAAUGACUGAAAGUGUAAACAUGAUAACCGUCAUUAUUUAACGAAAAAAUUUAAAUAAUUAUUUCGUGUGAAAGUGAAUGCGAGAAAGUGAGAUGCAGCAACAAAAAAAAAUACUAAUAAUAAUUUAAAUGAAAAAAAUUUAAUAAAUAAAAACAACCACACGUAAUCAAUAAUCAUCAUGAAAAAAUAAUAAUAAUAAUUAAAAAAAAAAGGAAAAAACAAAAAAAAAAUAAACAUAAAAUAAUUGAGAAAUUUUAAAACGUAAAUUAAUCAUAAAUAAGGAUCAAUAAUUAAAUCGAUUUUUUGAUUUUCGCAGAUUUUCGCACAUUAUCAAUUUCCCAAUUUUAAAAUUCAAAAAAAAAAAAAAUUAUCCUUCCUAUUACCAAAGUCUUGAGAGCCCCAAAAAAAAAAAACCUACCUCCAAUUUUUGGAAAAAUUAAAAAUACCCUCCAAAAAAAAAAAAUCAACCAAUCCCUAAAUGAAAAAAAAAAAAAAUCUCCCUUUUACAAGGUUAUCUUCCAAUUCGUACGUGUUAUCGAGAAAAAAUAAAAAAAAACCUUAUAAAUUAAAUUUAUAUAUAUAUGAAAAAAAUCUUAAUAAUAAAAACUAGUUUUAAGAGUUAAAAUUUUAAGAAUAAUUAAAUUUACUUGAAAAAAUUAAUAAUAAAAAAAAAUUAAUGGAUUUAAAUAAUAAUUAAUGUUUAAAAUAAAAUUCUUCGCGAUCUCAAAAAUAAACGGCGAAUAAAAAACAAUUAGAUAAAUUAAAAGAUCACAUUGGCCGUGACCAAAUAAUAAUAAUAUUAAUAAAAAAAAAAAAUAUUUAAAUGAUAAUUGAUGAUUGAACAAAAAGAAAUAAUUUAAUAAACACGAAAAUAAAUUAUUAUAUUUUCGGCAUUCAUUGAUGAUAAUUAAAAUGAAAGAAAAAAAAAUUUUAAUAAAUAAUAUUUAUAAAUAAAAUUAUUAAUAUUAAAUGAGUUGAUGAAAAUUGUUUGUGAUCCUCUUCUUCCUCCAAUAAUUAUUUGUCACUCAUGAAGAGUAUAAAAAAAAAAAAAAUUGUACACACUGUGUUUCUGAAGCUUCUCAUCUAACAAAAACAUGGAAUGAUGAAAAAAAAUUAAACGCAAUAAUGGAGGGGAUAAUAAAGUUAGUGAUAGUAAUUUUUAAAAAUUAAUAAAUUAUCUUUCAUGAGAGCGCGGGACCGCUAAUUAUAUUCGUUAAAAUACGCGGACGAAAAUAAUAAAAAAUAAUAAUAAAUAAAAACAGAUUGUUUAAGAAUAAAAAAAAAAAAUUAAAUAACCCCCCUCCAAGUCCCAGCGUAAAAUAUGACGAUAAUUUAAAGACAAAAAAUUAAUUAAAUUAAUUAUUUGGCGAAACGCGGUAGUUUCUUACCCAUCAUUUAUACAUUUAGCUUAUAAAUUUAAGACUUUAGGUAUAAAAAAAAAUGAGCCCAAUAAAAAAAUUACUAAAAAAAAUAGUUUGAAAAAUGAAAUAAUAAAUACUACACACUAAAAUAUAUCACUGAUAAAAAAAAGGAUAAUUAGAAAUCCUGUAAAAUCAAUGAAAAAUAAAAAAAAACGAAAAAUAAUUUUUAAUAAAAACGGUUACGCAGCCCCGUGGCUAACACAAAAUAAAAAAAUUUAUAGUUGCGUAAAUAAAUCGAGGAUGAAUUCUUCAAAAAGACAAAAUAAAAGCAAAUUUUUUUUAGGGCUAAGAGAUAAAAUAAUGCUGAGUCAAGAAAAUGAUUAAAAAAAAAAAUAUAUAUACACAAUGAAAUAAAAAAUAAACUGCAGCAUUAAUUAUACUAAUGAUUGAUUAAUUAUAUUAUUGAUAAACUUACAAUUAUGAAACUAUUCUAGUGAUAUAAUACGAUGACAUAGUUGAUUGAGCUGUUUAAUAUUGAAUGUCUGUAGAACAGAGAGCGUUUGGAACUCUGUGCUAUCCGUAAUAAAGCCCGCCCAACCCUUACACAUUAAAUAUUAAAAAAAAUUCAAAUAUAUUAGAAUAAUUAAAUUUUAAUCACCCAUAUCAUUCCCCCGACCGUUAAGCAUCGACCAGAUUAAAAAUACGAAAUAUCAAAAAUAUGCUUUUUACCAUCGAGCAAAAAAUUCGACAUCAAAAUUUAAUCUUAAAUAAUUGGCAUUAACCUUGAUGAUAAAUUAAAAUUAAAAAAUUGCAAGACAAUUAAUUUAAAAUAAAAUUCGACAUGAAAAAAAUUCAAAAAACGCAAAUGAAAAUAAAAAAAAUCUAUUAAAAUAUUUAAUAAUUUAAAAAUAAUUUGAUAUUGUGUAAGAAAAACUCAUUAACUUUUUGGCAACUGGUUUUGAUUUGUAAAAAAAAAGAAUUUGCAUAAAAUGCAAAAAUAUUAAUUACAAUUAAUGACAAUAAUAUUGUACAGCUGGUUUUAAUUUAUAAUAAUAAAUACAGAUGACUGAUGAUCGAUUACAUAAAAUCGAUAAUUUACCAUUCAGCAAUAUUAAAUUAUUUUUGAAUAUAUAAAUUAUUUUUUUAAAUUAUAAAAAGCGUAAUGCUCGUAUAAAACUUGAAUAAAUCCCAAUUAAUUGGUUAUUAAAUAUUAAAGGGGUAUAGCGGUAAUAUAAAUAAGAAUAAAAAAAAAAAUUAUUGCAAAUUUAAAGUUUAGAAUGAUAAAAAAAAAUGAGAUUAAAUUUAUUCCAAACCCUCUGUCAACGAGUACGUGAAACAGUAGUGAAUACAUCGGACGUUGUCGAUCAAAUAAAUUCAAAAAAAAAAUAUUAAAAUUAUUUAAAAUAAUUGGCAAAUGAUCGACUGGCUUCCCCCGUUGUUUUUUCACUCUGAUUGUUGAGUUUAAGUUUAUAUAAUAAUAGUUAGCUAAUUAUUUUUAUUCGCGUUUUAUUAUAUACUGCAACGUCAUCACGUUGCCUGCAAUAGUCGAUAUUUAAAUGUUUUUUACAAAUGUUUGUGUAAAUUUUUGGUUGAGUUAUUGGUAUUAUUAUUAAUAAUUAAUUAAUUUUAUAUUAUUUUUUUAUGUUUUUUUUUUAAAUACCAAUUUAUAUAUCUCAACCUUGAUUUACAGCUUUUAAUGAUUAUUGUUGUAUUUGUAGUUUGACAUUGUCAGAGGGUGACAAAUGCAAUCUUUAAAAAAAUUGAAUUAAAAAAAAUGUGUGCAAUAAAAGCGCCCUAACCCCACUAAAAAUUAAAUUGAAUUAAAAAUUAUAUUUAAUUCGACAAAGGAUAUAUAUAUAUAUUAAUAAAUUAAAUAGAAAAAAAAAUUAAAUUAAAUGUAUAUCCAAAGUAAUCCUUCUCCGACGAAAUUAUAUUCUUUGGGUGAGAAUAAAAUUUUACAAUAGCCCUCUGCGUGUAUACUCCGCGAGGUUUAAAAAAAUAUAUAAAAAAAAAAAAUAUACUCAUUAUACACAGCUACACAAAAAUUUGAAAAAAAAAAAAAAUUGAAAUGAAAUUAUUAGGUAUUCACGACAUGGUAGUCAAAAAAAAUCAAAGAAAAAAUAUUUAAACUCGUUUUGAAAUUUUCAUAAAUGAAAAUAUAAAUAAAUAAUUUACCAAUAGUUUAUUUUUUAUUAUUUUCAACAAACUAUAGUACUAUAGUUAUAAAUAACUAUUUUUUUUUGCUUUGAAAAGUUAAUUGUCUUUAUUAUUUUACUGGCUAUUUAAUGACGUUGAUGAAUUCCCGACGUCAUUAAAAUUCAAUGCAAUAAUUUCUGAUCAAACUGGUUAUAAUUUAACAAAAUUAUUAUCCGUCUUGAAAACAUUAACAAUGAUGUUUCAACAAUAAACAAUAAUAGUAAAAAUAAACUAUGAAAAAUUAUUUUUUUUUAUAAAUUCAUUUUUGAUGAUUAUUUAACGAGUUUAAUGUUUUUUUUUUUAAUUUUUAUUGAUAAAAUGUCGUGAAAAAAUGAUGGAAUUUCUACACACAAAAUACACAAUAUCCAAAAUUUAUUAUUAAUUUAUUCCUGGGUGAGAAUGCGCGAGCGCUGGUCCGGCUCUCAAUUUUGAAAUAGCCAUUUCGACUAAAAAACGAAAAAUGCGGAACUAACCCUCAAAACCCGACGCAAUAGAAAAAAAAUCAACUGGAUAUUAAAAAAAAAUACCGUCACAUGAUGUAACAGUUUCUCGCGUAAGAUUCAGCUAUAAUUGUCUCAACCAAAAAAUCACGUGAAAUUAAAAAAUCUAAAAAAAAAAAAAAAAACUAAAAUAAAUAUCAAAGAAAAUAAUAAUUAAUAUAAAUUAAAAAAAUUAAUAUUUAAGGAAAAAAUCGUGAAUAGAUAAAAGAAAAAAACCUCCCUAUACCCAAAAUCUAAUUAAUUAAAUUAAAAAAGAAAUCCUGUAAUUGUAACCUCGUUAUGAUACACUCGGACCUCAAUUAUAUAUUUAUUAAUUGAUUAAUAUAUUUCACGAAUAAAUAAAAUGUAUAAUAUAUAAUAAAAAAUAUAUUUCACGUGAUUAUCUAUUGAUAAUACUUGUGACAAUAAUAGCGACCAGUAUAUUUUAAAUGGUCAUUGAUAAAAAAAAAAAAAAAAAAAAUCUUGAAUCUUACGCCCAAUCUCACUCACAGCACACACUGGGCCGACUCGUCCGAUAGAAUGUGCCUUCAGUGUUGAUUUUAUACGAAAAAAAAAAUGAAAAAAAAAGAAAAAAAAAAUAUACUAAAAUUAUACAAAAGGGCCCGACAUAGACCGAACGCCCACCCAAAGCCUGAUCCGCGCUCGCCCACCACCCCGUUAUGAUGAACCCCACAGAAAAAAAUUCACAACACAUGAGCAAGUGUUUCAACGAUCAUUUGAAAAUCAAAAAAAUUAAAUUAAUUAAUAAAUCAAGAAAAAAAUAUUGCUCAUGCAUUGAAAUGACACUCAACAACACAAACAAUUAUCAAAAAUUAAAAAACCUCACAUACAAAACAUGAAAAAAAAUUAAAAUAAACCCCAUAAAAUCCUCUCUAAUAUAUAAAUAAAUAAUCUGAUAAACAUCAGAUUAUCAACAACAAUGUGAUUUUUAAUUUUGGCAGGGAGUUCAGAACGCUGUUAAAUAAUAAUUAAUGCAAUUACUAUGUGAUAGGAUAUAUUAACAAUAAUAAUUAUAUGUGUACUAUGGUCUCUCCCACUUUUUCCUUUUUUUUUUAUUAAUUUUUAACCCUUCCUUUUUAUUCAAAAAAUAACAAGAUUAUUGUAUAACGAUCUGGCGUCAAAUUGAGUUGCAAAUUUAUUAAAAUUGCCAAAAAAUAAAAUAAACAACUUGAUAAUUAAAAUAACGAAAUUUAUCAUUGCAAAUUGAGAAAAAAAAAAAAUGAUCGUUAUAUUUUUAGUCGUGUAUCCAUAAUAAAACGUUAAUUCCAUCGCUCAUAUAUAAUAUUAUGAAAAGGAAUAAACGUUUAUAGCUAACUAAACAUACAAUUAACAAUUAUUAAUAAUUAAAAAAAAAAAUAUAUGCAGUAAACAGUAUAAACCGUAAAAUUCCCAAAUAAUCAUUGAAUUGUGUGUCGACAACUACAUACUAUUUUACCUCCCUUAUAUCGAAAUAAUAGCCGUAUGUAAAAGAAAAUAAAAACUUGUAUUCUGUAUCAGUUGUAUUCAACUAAAUUCUAUAUACAAGUGAUUUAACCAAUGUGAAAAAAAAAAAAAUAAUAAUCAUUUUUAAAAUAAUUAAAAACACCUCCCCUCCGCAGUAAAAUUUUAUAAUUAAAAAAAUAAAUUUAUAAUAAUUAUUCAAGCGCCAAUGAGAACGAAUUUAAUCUGAUACAAAAAAAAUUACAAUAGAAACCGAGACCACAAUCUCUGAUAAACACAAACAAUUAAUUUUUGAUUAUAAAAUUUUAUAAAUAUAUUCUCAUUAUUUAUUAAUGAAAAAAAAAAAUAAAUCACAUCAAACGAAAUGGAAAAUAAAAUGAUAUAAAAUUUUUAAAUUACCGAUAAACUUAUGAAUUAAUUAGAAAAAAAAAUCGAUAUUUAGACAGAUUGUAAAACUUCGUUCACAUUGUAAAAUGCACAUGUGUGGGGAGACCAUGUAACUUUUAGCUCCACCGCUCAUUUUGGUCCUAAGAUUUGCAAUUUGAAAAAUAAAUAAUUGUCCAAGCUCUGAUUAGAAUUAACAAUGAUAAAAUUCAAAAAAAAAAAAUAUAUACACAGUGCAAUUUCGUGACGCCAUUAUAUCAAAAAAGCACGCACAAUAAAUUUUCAAAUUAAAAAUAAAAAAAGGUUAAUAAGAGCUUGAAACAAUAAUUUAUUCAUUGUGAUAUCUUCAGCCAAAAAAAACCUACAAGCCCUUGUUUAAUUUUUAUUUUGAUCCCAAUAAUUUAUAUUUAUAAAAUUGAUUAAUGACCAAUUGAUCAUUGUAACUCGUGUGCACCACAAGUGGACACAAAUUCAUAACCCCCAUAUAAUAAACCAUCACAUUAAAAAAUAGAAAAAAAAAAAUGAAAAAAAAAUAAGCAUCCCAUAAUUUCCAACGUGUAGGUAUUAUCCGUUAUUUUCUAUAUAAUAUUAGUGCUAAUGAUAUUUAAUAAUAAUAAUAUGAUGACGAUAUAAUGAUUAUUGGAGAAGAACGUUUGGUCGAAAAAUAUGUACCACAACACGCCAUUUUCCUACGGAAUCACGUUUUAACAUUGAAAAAAUUAAAACACAAACAUUUACACAAUAUACGUACACAAUACAUGAAAAAAAAAAAAUGACGAAAAUGUUAAUUUAAAGAGAAAAAAAAACAAUUAAACAAUAUGAAAAAUAAACACGUUAAUGUGCAUAAGAUGGACAAGAAACAACAACAACAACAACAUCAUUUAAAUAAUUAAUUAAAUAUAAUAAAAUUUUAAUUUUUUUUUUUUUUUUCGCUACCGUGUAAUGAACAUUUACACUCUCACACAAGAAAAAAUAAAAAGUGAAAAAUACUAAUAAUAAUUAUAAUAACAAGUAAUAAUAUUAAAAAAAAAAAAAAAUAAUUAAAUAAAUAAAGAACAAAAUAGUUGCCGUGUUUGAUAACACCAGACCUACCCGCGGGUCCGCUUCGAAUAAUUUUAUAGUUCCACGAAGCCAAAAACGUAUGAAAAAAAUAAAAAAAUAUUUAUAACAAGAUAUAUCACAAUGCAAUUUAAAUUUGUCAAUUGAAAAAUUUUUUUUUAAUUGACGAAAUUUGUGUUGUUUGUGUGAUUAUUACUUGAAAAAUAUUUAAAAAUACGUUCGCCACAUUGGCUUUUUACCGAAACACACUUUGUUUCAUAAUAAUUUUUGUACAGGAUAUUUAAAUGAAAAAAUAAUAAUAAUUAAAAAAUAAAAUAAUAAUUUAAAAAAAAUACAAAAAAAAAAAACAAAUAAAAAAUGAAAAAAUGAUAAAAAAAUAAAAAAAAAAAAAAACAGAUUAAAUAAUUGCAUUAUUACAAAUGUAAAAUCUUGAGUUACAGAGCAGCACUAUACAUACAACACAGAUGAUGUAUAUAUUUUUACGUUACAGAAAAUAUGUCUGCACGCACACUGAUGCGACAGAUUCAAUAAGACUGGUUCUCAUUUCCCAAAGACAAUGCGUACAUACAUGCCCUUAUUAAUAUUGAUUUUAAAAUGAAAUAAUAAUAAUUAAAAAAAAAAAUAAAUAACCUUAUAAAUAGAAGCAUCAAAAUUUAAAAAUAUGGAUUUAUAAAAAUAAUUUUCAAAAUAUGCCACAUAUAUAUUUAACGGGAGUGCCCGCACGCAACACUUGCGGUAGAGUCGAAAUUUGUGCGCGCGGCAAUAACGUGAUUUUUAUAAAUUUGGCCUUUUAUAAAUUUGAAAAUUAUCAAUAAAAAAUUUUUAAUAAAAUAUGAUAAUCAAAAUUUUAUAUAUUUUAUAUUUUCAAUUUUAUAAAACCGGUAAAAUUAACAUCCUAAUUUUUUCUUUCGGCCGUUAUAUUACAUAGUUGAAAAAUAAAAUAAAUAAUUAUUGAUAUAAUAAAAUAAGUAUUUAAAAAAAAAAUUAUGAAGAAAAAAAAACCCAAUUCGGCGCUAAAGUGGAUCACGCGGCAAAUAUUUCAGACAUGAUUAAGGAGUUUUUAAAAAAAAUACAAACAAACAAAUAUAAACAAACAAACAAAAAAACAAACAGACAAAACAAAAAAUGAUUAAUGGAGAUUAAUUAAAAAUCAUAAUUAUAUUGUGAUUUAAAUUCACAAGCUAAUAAAAUAUCUACCGUGUUGUCCGCGGGCACAUCAGCGGAUACACAACGCGGGUAGGAAUCUCCAUAAAUUUCCUGGUUAAUUCAAAGCGGUUUUUAGCCGCAAGAAUAUCUAAAUUUUUUUUUUUUUUUUUUCAAAUAAACUAUAAAGAGUAAAAAAAAAAAAAAUAAAUAAAUCCGUACUCUGUGAUCGUGUGACUUUGUUUCGGUAGCAAUUCGGUAUUGAAAAAUUUAAAAAGAAAAAAAAAAAAAAAAGAAUAUUUCUACCAAGUUUCUUGAUAAUAAAUCCAUCUUAAAUAAAUUUAUUUUUUUGGGAAAAUUUACUCGUCAAAGGCGACAAUGGCCUAAUAAAAAAAAAAAAAAAACCAAAUUAAAAAAAUAUUGAUGACAAACGAUUGAAAGUAAAAUAAUAAUAAAAAAAAAAAAAAGAGAGUUGGACGAGUAUAUUGGACCGAUUGAUGAAUUUAUUUAUUUUCUUUUAAAUUGUUUUUUUUAUUAUCAUAUGAAAACAUAAUCAUACCGAGUAGUUGCCAAUUCACGUUGCAUGUUAAUUGAGAAAAAAAAAAUGAAAAAAAAAAAUAAACCAUAUGACAUAAUUUUGAGUUGCAGUGCAAGCGAACAUCUGUAGAGCCAUAUUAAUAUAGUAAUGUUGUUGUAUCUUAGGCAAUAGAAAAUAGUGAGUGUAAAUUUCAAUAGGGGUUGCUGGUUCAUAUACUAUUUUAAGACUCCAAGUGCGUAAGCUAGAGGCAAAUUUUUCUUUAAAAUCAAAAAAUUAAAAUUAAUAAAUAAUAAUAAUUAUUGGAUAUUAAAUUUAAAAUUUUUUAAAUUAAAAAAUUUGAGUCAUACCAAAAUAACAAGUUUAAAAAUUUUAAAAAAAUACACAUACACACACACAUACAUACACAUUUAACACAAAAUAACGAGAAAAAACGACGAGGAAUAAUGAAACAACUAAAAAAAAAAAAAAUGAAAAAGAUCUAAAAUUAAAAGUUAGAACAAAACUAAGACAAAAAAAAAAAAUAUGACGAGCUAAAUUGAGCCUAAUAAAAAAUGAGCAAUCGAAUUUUGAAAAAAUAAAAUGUGGUCAUCAGAGGGGCCCCGUCCAAAACGGGUGCAAGUAACUUUAGGUGUAUAAAAAAAUUAUAAAAAUAUUUCUCUCGUAUUUCUUUUUUUUUUUUUUACAAAUAGAGAAAGAUUUUUUAAAUUAAAAAAAAUAUUUAUUAUAUAUAGAGAAAAAAAAAGAAACGAAAGAAAUUUUUUAGGGACAGCAGGUGAACAUGUUUAAUAAUUUAAAAAAAAAAAAAAUUAAUAAUGAUUAUGAAUGUUAACACGAGUGAGCAUGAACAACGAGCAAGAGUGCAAAAAUAAAAAAUAAUAAUAAUUAAUUAUAAUGGACAAAACAAAGCUGCCAAAAAAUUAAAAAUAAAUUAAAAAAUUUUAUUGUAAAUUUUAGGGAGUGAUAUGGUCGCCUGAUGAUUACAUUUUGAUGAUUCGAUUCUCGAAAAGUUCCUACAGGGCGCGUGUAUAAUGAAAUCUAAACGACGAAAAACUAAAAAAAUGGAAUUUUUUUAAAUAGUCAAUUAUACAUGAUGAUGAAUAAUAAUUUUAAAAAAAAUUAUAUCAACUUGGAAUUAAAGUUGAUAUAAAAACAUCAAUGAAACGGUGCCCAAGUCAAUUUCGACGUAGAAAAGCUCGUCUUGAUUUCGAUUUAAAAAAAAAACGAUAAUACGUUUCUGAAUUUUUAUAUAUUUUUGGCAACGACAUCUCGUUACUAUUUAAGAUUUAAGCGCAACAAACCAACAAAAAAUUAAAUAAAUAAAUAAAUAAAGAAACGGUGCGUUAAAAAAAAAAAAAUGAUAAAACAAUACACGGAGACUAUGGGAGGAAAAAUAAAUUUAAAAAAUCGACGCAAUGACGUCGCAGAUAUUUCGACAGGUCGAACGGUUAUAUGGGAGUUGACAAAAAAAUAAAUAAUAAAUUUAAAAAAAAUAAAGCGGCAAAUAAAGUUUAAAUAAAAAAUGUUUAAAAAAUGUGUAGAGCCUCCGCGGCAGCUACGUGCAAAAAAUAGUAGAGAGUGUGAACCCAAAGCAUUUGUAUGAUCGAAUGAACGACAAAAAUAAAUGAAAGGCAAAAAAAAUUUUAGCAAAGAAAAAUCUAAAAAGUUGAACUACUACUACGUAAAAUUAACAAAAAAAUUCAAAAAAAAAAAAAUGAAAAAAAUUGAAAAAAAAAAAAUACAAAAAAAAAAAUAAAAAUAUUAUAAUAUAUGGCUACAAGUACAAAUUACUUCGAUUACUGAUGUAGUGGUAUUGAUGUGUGUGGGGAAAAAAAAAAAAAAUCUGGUUGGCCAAUAACCGUGGUUUUUUUUUUUGUUUUCGAAAAAUAAAAAAAACCAUCUUACUACAUAUAAAAGUAUGUAAAAUUUAUUGAAUAAACGCUAGCAUAUUAUUAUCAUAAUAUAAUCUAAUAAUGUAAUAUUGUAAUGACGAGACUAAAUGAUGAAAAAAAAAAAAAUUUUAAUCUGAGAUUUAGAAGUGCGCGUUGAAAAGUACACGUAAAUGAAAAGACGACAAAAAUUAAUAAAAUUAUUGUGCAUAUAUUAUUGAGUGACAAGAAAAAAGGAAAGAAACAAAAAAAAACAUUAAAAUUUAACGAAAAAAAUUGCAUAUUUAUAAAAUUUAAAGUAAAAAAAAAAAAAAAACAAAUUGUGUAAUAUGAUUAUUGCGAUUGUGAUUAUUGUCAUGGUCAUAUUGUCAUUUAUAGCCACAUUGUCAUCGCGAUCGCUAUGAAUAUUUAUUAUUGUCCAUUGUUUUUUGUCACUGUAUCAUUAUAAUUAUUGUGACGAUGAUUUAUUAUUGAAAUUGUAUAUGAAAAAAUAAAUAAAUAAAUAAUUAAUUAAUUAAAUAAAUAAAUAAAAAUUAAGCUGUACACAGUUUUCGAGACACAUAUUAUAUAGAAACGUUUGGGCUAUAAAAGUGAAAAUAAAAUAAAUUAAAUUUAAACAAAAAUAAAUGGACGAGUUAUAAACAAAAAGGUGGGAACACUUAUUUAAAAAAAUAAAGAGGAUGACAAAGUAAUCUAAACUAUAGGGAGAAAUGAGAGAUAAACAAAAUAAUAAAAAAAAAAUUUACACGCUAAAUUUGAUUGUGUGGAAACGAUGGCCUAUGGUUUACGACAUAUGUUGUGUAUAAAGACAAAGCUUAACGGUAAUAAUAAUAAUAAAAAAAAAAAAAUAUUAUAUUGACUGUAUUUUUUUUGUAUUAUGAUAUACAGUCAAUUAAGCAUUAAAAAAUUAAAAAAAAUUUUUUAAAUAAAAAAAGGAAAAAAUUUAAUGGCAAAAAUUAAAAUAUAAUAAAAAAAAAUAAACUAAUAAAUGAAAAUAAAUAAAUUUUAAAAAAUUAUUACGAAAAUGAAAAUUUAGGAAAAUAGGACAUAAAUAUAAUGAAAAAUUUUUUUUUCGGCACUUUGGCGAGAUAUUAUAAAUAUUAUUCCUCACGAUUCUGUUGUCAAUGGUGCUUUUUUGUACCUCGCUAAAUUCUAUUUUUGUAAGCAUAUUUCUAUAAAAGGUAUAUACUAACGAUAUGUCAAAAUUUAUUAUUCCUAGUACGAUGAAAAUAAAAAUAAAAAAUUGAACGUUUAGAUUUCGUUAGUAUAGUGUAAAAAAAAAAAAUUAAUAAUGUCUAGGUCCUAUUCAUAUACAUGUUUUAAAAGAGAGAGAGCGAGAGAGAGCGAAAGAAAGUGAAGUGAUUAUAAAAAUUAUGAAAAAAUAAAUAAAUUAUAUGUCGACGGUGUAGGUUGUAAAAUUGUACAUAAAUUGCAAGAGGAGGUACAAAAAGUAGUCGUAUGAUUUGAGGGUCGUUGAGGAUAUAUGUAAAAAAAAUUUUUGAAAUUAAGACUUUUCGAGAUUAAAUUAAAUGUCUAUAAAUUAAACGAUGAUGGUGGAAAUAAAUAAAUAAAUAAACAAAAAAGGAGAAAAAUAAAAAAAUUAUAUUUAAAAAAAAAAAAUAAAUAAAUUACGUCGUAACCGUAUGGCAUUGAGUUUCCCCGCAAAAUUUCUACGUCACACCGCUAAGUAUUAAGCCGUUUCGUCGGGUUAAAUAAACCAUUGUUACACCUUGUGUGAUACUAUUUAUAAAAAAAAAAAAAAAAUACGCAAUUAGUUUUAAAUAACAUCAAAAAAAUUUUAAGAAAAAAAUUAAUAUCAACAAUUGCAUAUACACUGUGUAAUUAAAAAACAAAAAAAAAUAUAUUCAAGUGAGUCAUAAUGGUUUAUUUAGCCUUAAUAAAAAUAAUAUUGUUUAUGAAUUUUUUUAAAUUUAAGAUAUUAUGUUAAUCCUGUUAGAUGACGAUAACGGCAUUGUACCUGUUUAUGUUGUUAAUUUUAAUACUUAAAUUAUUAAUUAUAAAUUGUAUUAUAAUUUUGAGCUUUUUUUUUUGUUUCACGAGAGCCAAACAAUCCUGGAACUUUAGGAAAGUGGUUUAUGGCAAAUGCGACACUACCAAAGAAUGAAAUAACGCGAUAACAUUACAGAUAAUAAAAUAAAUAAUAAUAAUAUUCCUUUCAAUUUUACAAUAAAUAUUUAUUUAUUUAUUUCAUUAUUUUUUUCUUUUUUGUUUCUCUUUCGAAAUCAUCACUAGUUUGCAAUCGAAAAAAUUUUUUCACGGCCUCGAUUUGCAUUCUAGUGUUUGAAAUAAAAAGAGAAAUAAAAAAAAAAAAAAAAAAA
Molecule: messenger RNA, 29547 nt
Organism: Aphidius gifuensis
Lineage: Eukaryota; Metazoa; Arthropoda; Insecta; Hymenoptera; Braconidae
Product: homeobox protein prospero-like
Exons: 8
Coding region: 1959-5630 (1223 amino acids)
Biological process (GO): regulation of transcription by RNA polymerase II
Cellular component (GO): nucleus
Molecular function (GO): DNA-binding transcription factor activity, RNA polymerase II-specific; RNA polymerase II cis-regulatory region sequence-specific DNA binding
Source: RefSeq, a predicted model, not a curated record